AGAGGUCGCCCGGUCGCCCCAGCAACCGAGCCCCGCUCCGUCCUAGCGCCCAGCUCCCUUGCAAGGCCGCAGAGCUGGCGAGCCAGGGGGAAUCGCAGAGUCGCGACAGUCUGUCCAACCCGUCUCCGUCAACUUCUCAAUCAUCAUCUGGAGAGAAAACAUUCUAAGUAAGAUCAUCAAAACCACCUUGGACAAAGCUACAGUUGCAUAUCAUAAAGAAGGAAUAAGCAUCUUCAGAAGUGUAUAAGAUAAAGUUUAUAUUUCCAAAUGGCGACAAGUACGAUGGUGACUGUACCAGAACAGCUUCUGGGAUCUAUGAGAGGAACGGGACGGGCAUCCACACCACUCCUAACGGAAUUGUCUACACGGGAAGCUGGAAAGAUGACAAGAUGAAUGGAUUUGGAAGACUUGAGCAUUUUUCAGGAGCCGUGUAUGAAGGACAAUUUAAGAACAAUAUGUUUCAUGGACUGGGGACUUACACAUUCCCAACUGGGGCAAAGUACACUGGAAAUUUCAAUGAAAAUAGGGUGGAAGGUGAGGGGGAGUACACUGAUAUCCAGGGCCUGCAGUGGAGCGGCAACUUCCACUUCACGGCGGCCCCCGGCCUCAGACUAAAGCUCUACAUGUAGACCUGCUGCCUAAUGCCGCCAUGCGGCCACCGCACCUCCCCUGCAGGCAAAGCGACGAAACCUUCAGCUGACAUGCCCUGCACCCUCUGUAAGUUUACCAAUAAAACUGUCCUUCACUUAA
This is a messenger RNA of Peromyscus maniculatus bairdii (prairie deer mouse), 750 nucleotides long. RefSeq names its product MORN repeat containing 2 (gene Morn2). The record is from RefSeq and is a predicted model, not a curated record. NCBI's taxonomy places the organism in Eukaryota, Metazoa, Chordata, Mammalia, Rodentia, Cricetidae.